Messenger RNA from Frankliniella occidentalis (western flower thrips), 1264 nucleotides. RefSeq names its product triosephosphate isomerase (gene Tpi). The transcript is spliced from 5 exons. Gene Ontology annotation, biological process: glycolytic process; glyceraldehyde-3-phosphate biosynthetic process; gluconeogenesis. NCBI's taxonomy places the organism in Eukaryota, Metazoa, Arthropoda, Insecta, Thysanoptera, Thripidae. The record is from RefSeq and is a predicted model, not a curated record. Gene Ontology annotation, molecular function: triose-phosphate isomerase activity. Gene Ontology annotation, cellular component: cytosol. Bases 147 to 890 code for a protein of 247 amino acids.
AAGGGGAAGCAGCUGAAAAGCAGGGGUCGGUCCGGACACGUUUGCUCUUGACUCUUGACCAGUCUCACUCCGACUGUCCUUCAGCACACCGCACUUCGCGGUAAUUCUUCAACUUCAACGCAAAACCCAGCAACAAAACCGUCAAGAUGAGCCGCAAGUUCUGCGUUGGUGGCAACUGGAAGAUGAACGGUGACAAGAAGGGCAUUCAGGAAAUCGUCGAUUUUCUGAAGAAGGGCCCUCUGGACCCCAAUGUUGAGGUCAUUGUGGGUUGCCCAGCUCCAUACUUGGAGUAUGCCAAGGGUCUCCUUCCUGCCAGUAUUUCAGUCUCUGCCCAGAAUUGUUACAAGGUACCCAAAGGAGCAUUCACAGGUGAAAUCAGUCCAGCUAUGCUUAAAGACCUUGGACUCAACUGGGUUAUUCUAGGUCAUUCAGAGCGCCGCAAUGUUUUUGGAGAGACUGAUGCUCUGGUAGCAGAAAAGACUGCCCAUGCUUUGGAGGAAGGCUUAUCAGUUAUUGCCUGUAUCGGCGAGAAACUGGAAGAGAGAGAAGCUGGUAAAACAGAGGAAGUUGUAUAUCGCCAGACCCAGGCCAUUGCUGACAAAAUUAAGGACUGGUCUAAAGUUGUUAUUGCCUAUGAGCCAGUUUGGGCUAUUGGAACUGGCAAAACUGCCUCCCCGCAACAGGCACAAGAGGUUCAUGAGAAACUCAGAGCAUGGUUGAAGGCGAAGGUUUCUGAGAAGGUUGCCAAUGAGACACGUAUCAUCUAUGGUGGUUCAGUCACAGCUGCCAACUGCAAGGAACUUGCCAAAUCAGGAGACAUUGAUGGUUUCCUUGUUGGAGGUGCAUCUUUGAAGCCUGAAUUUGUCGAAAUUGUUAAUGCACGCCAAUGAACAUAGCUACACAUGCAAAUGUUUAAGGCACAGACAAUAAUCACUCCCUCAUGAGAUUUCUUCAAUGCUAUAUUUUUCAUUUGUUCAUUUUACUGCCAUCAAUUUUUUUAAUUGCAAUAAUUGUUGCACAUUUUAUGUUCGAUAUAUAUCGAUCUCUAAGAGUUGUCAUUCCAUCAAAUUUGUGUUCUCCUUGAAGUUUUACUAGUCAUUAGAAAUUGUUAUCUUGUUUACCUGUAAUCUCAUUUAAAAUUAAAAUUAUACUGUUAGACAAAAUAUUUGCAAAAUUUACAACUCUUGUUGAUCAUAAAUGUUAUGCUACUGGUUUGUUAUCUGUAACCAAGAGGAAAUAUAUGAUGCUGGUCAUUCAAUUACAA